CUCCUUCCAAUGUCCUUUCAGCGUCCGAUUAGCAUGACAGAAAGCACUAGUGGUCCUCGUGAUGCAGCAAACACGGUGACAUUACUGAUAACACUACAUAGGACGUUUGAAUAUAAGGAUGUGACGACUUAGCUCACGUACACCUGUCUCGAUCUUAACUAAUUAAAGGGCUCACACCGCCACCGCCCUCGCAAGCACCAUGACGGAGCAGGAGGGACAAGACGCCUCCCUGGCCAGCCUCUUCGGGCCUGAGGAACCGAGGAGGAGCAGGAAGGAGAAGAAGAACAAGAAGGCGAAUCGACGGAAAGGGGACUGCGAAGGAAAAGACAAGAUGGAUGCCUUUCUCAGCUUGUUUGACCCAACACUGGAGGAUGAGACCCCGGAGCACAUGGAUGAACUAAACGGCAAUGUGGUCCGGGAAAACACGUGGCGGAAGCAUGAGGAGCGGCGUGGCACAGUGGGGGGCAUUCGUCGAGGGCCUAGCGUGGCCGUCCUGCCCGACCAGCUGCCCUCGGAGCCACAGGAGGGGAACAUUGAGUACAAACUGAAGCUGGUCAACCCCAAUCACGAGAGGUUCAAGCGCUUGGUCUCGCAGAUGCAAUGGAGGUUACGGGAAGGUCUCGGCGAGGCUAUUUACGAGAUUGGUGUGGAGGACUCUGGGUUCCUGCUGGGCUUGACGGAGGAGGAGCUUGAGGCGUCCAUGAGCACCCUCCGACGCAUGGCCUGUCAGCUCGGUGCCUCCCUCACAGUCAUCCGGGAAAAGGUCAUUCAGGGUCACGAUGGGCAAAUUCGCAAGGCCGCGGAAGUUCUAGUCAGAAAGGUACCUGACGACCAGUACAGCAUAGAGCUCCGUGUGGCGGUCCUCGGCAACUCCGACGUGGGCAAGUCUACGCUGCUCGGGGUGCUGACACGCGGGGAGCUGGACAACGGCCGGGGCUGUGCGCGACUCAACGUGUUCCGCCACCGCCACGAGGUCUGCUCCGGGAAGACGUCUUCGAUCUCCCUCCAACUCAUGGGCUUUGAUUCACAGGGUAACGUCAUCGACCAAACAUGCACCAGGAGCCGAGAUUACGAUGACGAGGACAUCUGCAGCCAGUCCAUCAAGAUCAUCAACUUCAUCGAUCUCGCCGGGGACCAGAAGUACCUCAAGACCACGGUGUUUGGCCUCUCGGGGUACUCGCCACACUACGCCGUGCUGGUGGUGAGUGCCUUCUCCGGUGUGGCGCCCAUGACAGAGGAGCACCUGAGUCUGGCACGGGCCCUCGACGUCCCCAUCGUCAUUGUGGUCACCAAGACGGACAUCGCUUCACCCCAGCAGAUCCAGCGCACCAUCGCCGACCUCAAACAGACGCUAACACAGCCGGGAUACAAGCGGGUGCCUCUCAUCGUGCAGAACGAGGACGACGCCAUCACCGCCGGCAGCAACCACUUGGAGGGUAAUGUGGUGCCCAUCUUCUGUGCCUCCAGCGUCACCGGGGACGGCCUCACGCUGCUCAAGAAGUUCCUCUUUGUGCUGCCCCCGAGGAUGAGCAACAAGGAGAGGGAGAAGCUGGAGCAGGAGCCGGCAGAGUUCCAAAUAGACGAGGUGUUCCACGUUGACCACAGCAUCAUCGUCGGAGGGCUGCUCACAAAGGGCGUUAUCACACAGGGAACCACGUUAUUACUCGGCCCCAUGGAUAACUGCAGCUUUGUGCCCGUGACGGUCGGCUCGCUUCACCGCAACAAGGUGCCGUGCCGGGUGGUGUGUGCGGGACAGUCGGCAUCACUCUCCCUCAAGGGGCCGCAGCUCUACCUCCGCAAGGGCAUGAAGCUGAUGAGUGUGGAGGCGCGACCGAGGGCUUGUUUCUAUUUCCAGGCGAGGACACAGGUUCUGCACCACUCCACCAGCAUCUGCCGAGGGUUCCAGGCGACGGUGCACAUCGGCAACGUGCGGCAGACAGCGGUAGUGGAGGGCAUCCUGGGCUCCCGCGGCCUCCACACCAACGACCGCGGUUCCGUCAUCUUCCGCUUCCUCCGUCAACCUGAGCUUGUGCAGAACGGGUCGAGGCUACUCUUCCGGCAGGGCUCCACCAAGGGCAUCGGGAAGGUGAUCCAGGUGUUUGAGGAGGAGCCGGACAAUGUGGAUUUAUAUAAUGGCCUUGCUAGGUAAGGAGGAUGUGGUGGUGGUGGUAGAGGCUGAAGUGGGGGAGGCCGAGGCCUUUCUCUUAUAUUUAUUUACCUUUUAUUAUCUUUCCGUGUGUGUGUGUGUGUGUGUGUGUGUAUAUAUAUAG
Molecule: messenger RNA, 2270 nt
Organism: Eriocheir sinensis (Chinese mitten crab)
Lineage: Eukaryota; Metazoa; Arthropoda; Malacostraca; Decapoda; Varunidae
Product: GTP-binding protein 2-like
Exons: 11
Coding region: 200-2149 (649 amino acids)
Biological process (GO): translational elongation
Molecular function (GO): GTP binding; GTPase activity; translation elongation factor activity
Source: RefSeq, a predicted model, not a curated record